This is a messenger RNA of Onychostruthus taczanowskii (white-rumped snowfinch), 1349 nucleotides long. RefSeq names its product BLOC-1 related complex subunit 6 (gene BORCS6). Gene Ontology annotation, biological process: lysosome localization. The record is from RefSeq and is a predicted model, not a curated record. Gene Ontology annotation, cellular component: BORC complex. Lineage: Eukaryota; Metazoa; Chordata; Aves; Passeriformes; Passeridae.
AUGGUAGGACUGGUGGCGCAACCAGAGCCGCCGCUAGGAGAACAUGGCGGGGGAGUGAGGCGAGCCACCAGCAGCUCCCGGUGUUGUUACCCGGGUGCGUCCCGCCCACUUCCGCCCCCGCGCCAACCGCCGCGCGCGGACGGCGCCAGCACCGCCCCUCUCCGCCGCGCCCCGCCAAUGGCGGCGGAGCGGCGGUGUCUCUGCCCUCGCUGCAGCCAGUCGAAAGCGACACAAACACUCGGGGCCACGCCCCCUGGGGGCCGCCCAAUCCGGGCAGGCACGCCCCCGGUCUCCGAGUCACGGGCUCGCAGUGCGCGGCGGGCGGACGCCGCCCACCGACCAAUCGGAAACCGCACGAACAGCCGAGGCCGCACCUCCCCGGGCCUCUCAGCCAAUCGCGGGAGACGUAAACAGGCGUCGGCGCGCCCCCGGUGGGCGGUGGCAGCGGGCGGGCACGCGUAGCUCGCCAUGGAGGAGCCGGGCCCAGCCGCCGCGCCGCCGGAGGGGCGGGGGCGGGACGAGCGGAGCCUGGAGGCGCUCAGCCUGGCCGGCGGCGGAGGGGCGGCGGUGGCGGGGCGGCAGCUGUCGGAGGGGCGGCGGGCGACGCUGGCGAGCGCCCUGGAACUGGAGGGGACGGUGCUGCGCGAGGGGCGCCUCACCCAGUUCGUAGCCAACAACCUGGAGCGGCGGAUCCGGCUGAGCGGCGCCCCGCGGGGCGAGCCUCCGGCGGGGGGCGGCGGGUCCUCCAUCCCCGCCAUCGACCCCGGGGCGCUGCAGGACGUGGUGGCCCUGGCCGGGCAGGUGGCGGCGCAGGUGGACGAGCUGCUGCGGAACGUGCACUGCGGGCUGCAGGCGCUGACGGCGCUCAGCGUCGGCUGCAUCCAGACCUACCGCGACGGCGUGGAGAGCCUGGGCGAGGCGGCCGACCUCAGCAUCCGCGCCAUGUACGCCCUGGUGGCGCGCUGCGAGGAGCUGGACCGCGCCAUGCAGCCCGUGCCCGCCCUGGCCAAGCGCAUCCGUGACAUGAAGGGCACGCUGGAGCGGCUGGAGGGGCUCUGCAAGUAGCUGCUCCCGCCGCCGCUCCUGCCGUGCCGGCAGCGGGGGCCUGGGGCUGCUGCGCUCUCGCUCCGGCGGCCCCACGGCUCACGGUGUCCGCAGCUCCCGCCUGCACAUCCUCGCUCGCUCUCCCCCGUGCGUGACUUGCCGGCAGCAGUGGCCAGAUCGCCUGUGUUGGUCCGGACGAAGGGAGAUUUUUGCGACGGACGAAGGAGAAAGCCCGGUUGAAAACCGCGGGGUACAUGGCAGAUGGUGCUUUUUAGCUUCAGCUCCAUUAAAGAAUUUGGAUUCCA